UCUCCUUCUUCUCUCCUAGACAUACGUCUAGAGCCACUUUGGAUCUACGGGUCUUGAUUGCGCGGAGUCUCAGCCUUACACCCAUCUACAUCCACUUCUUCUCCAUUCGCUCAAGCGCAGGAUGCAGGCGGUCGUUCGGGAUCCCCAUCGACCGAGGCAGAGUCGUAUGGAUCUCCCACAUCCACGACAUUUGGGUUCCCCAGGACAUCCACUUUACCCGUUCAAAAUCCCAACAAGACGACCUUUUCUAUUCCCAGAACCAUCACUGCACCUGUUCAACCCUCCGCUUCUGCUCAAUCCCCAAAAUCCAAUUCACACGGUGCUGCCAGGAGGAAAUCGCGAGGAUACGGAUCCAUGGCAGUCUCACCACCUACCAUCGAUGAACAGUACUCGAGCCUUGCUUCGCCUACCAGAGAAUUCAGAGAAGGUCCUCUACCUGCUUUUAGGGCUCGACGAGUGAGCAUGGCUAGAUCUCCACCUGGUCCACUGGUACAAGAUGAAGAAAUGGGAACAGGCGGAGGACAAUCUUCAAGGUCCAUGCCUAGGAAGAAGAGUCAAGAUGUGGAUCAAAACUACACCCGGAUCUCAGCCUCCAUCCGAGAUUCUUCAAAUCGUCUCGCCUCUUUAUCCUUUAAACCCCGAGCUUCCAUAUCAUCUCUCACAUCUGGAUCCAACGAAGCGGCCUCGAUAUCACCUUAUAGUCUCAGAUUCACGCAUCACCAUCAUUCAGUCUCUAGCGGUCAUUCUGUCCCUGUCCAUCCUCUUCCAGGUCCCAGUCAUCUAUAUGAGACACUGCUCAGUCCUCAAUCUUCGGGAUCAGGCGGUGUCGCUCAAGCCGAUGGAUCCCCAAGAUUAUCAAGGACCAGUCCGAAAGUACCUCUCGAACCUAUCAAUUCGGAGGACGUCUCACCUACCCAGAGUCAAUCUGGUCCUUCGGGCCUCAGUCGAAUGAUGGAGCUUGAAAAGGCUAGGUCGGCAAAAAUACACUCUCCUAUCCAUGAAGGAGUGGAACUGCCUGACGAUACGACCCCGAGACCUUCGCGUGGGCAGAGCACAGUCCAACUGAGCGCUGGUGCUGCAAGUCCGGACCAGUCAAACUCACCAGACGAUCAACUUGCAAUGCCUACUAUAACUGACUCAGGGCGAAAGUCCAACCGGACGGAGAUGGCCCCGGCGAUCAUUGUCGAACCGAGUGAAGAGGAGGAACAACACGCUGCUAGGACCCUUCAAAGGUACAUUACCAAGACUUUAGGUGAAGAGGACGAGGAGAACAACGACAACAGCGGCAGCAGCGAGAACAGUCCUCUACUGAGACGUCGGUCGGAAAGUCUAGCACAUGACAAAACGCACGAACACGGCUCCGGUUCCGGUCGAUUGGGACGGACGCGAUGGGAACUGAAUCAAAGGGUGCGAAAGAUGACUUGGAAAGGAGUCCUGAGUGCGUGUGUCGCCGAUCCCCUCAAAACGUUGCCCAGUGUGAUAUUGGGGAUGCUGCUGAACGUCCUGGAUGGAGUCAGUUACGGAAUGAUCUUGUGAGCCUCGCCAGCAAGGACUUCUGGCGGUGCUGAGGAUGUAACGAUGAACAGGUUCCCGGCCACUCCAGUGUUCAACAACUUUGGCCUCUUGGGCGUGUCCAUGUUUUUCAUGAGUUGCAUCGUGUCCCAGCUCGUAUUCUCCCUUGGGGGGAGUAUUUUCC
This is a messenger RNA of Kockovaella imperatae, 1696 nucleotides long. RefSeq lists its product as hypothetical. The coding region runs from base 355 to 1536 and encodes 393 amino acids. The transcript is spliced from 3 exons. NCBI's taxonomy places the organism in Eukaryota, Fungi, Basidiomycota, Tremellomycetes, Tremellales, Cuniculitremaceae. The record is from RefSeq and is a predicted model, not a curated record.